Micromonas commoda is the source of this 1149-nucleotide messenger RNA. RefSeq lists its product as hypothetical. The record is from RefSeq and is a predicted model, not a curated record. The transcript has a single exon. Lineage: Eukaryota; Viridiplantae; Chlorophyta; Mamiellophyceae; Mamiellales; Mamiellaceae. Bases 1 to 1149 code for a protein of 382 amino acids.
AUGAGUGGCUCUCCGCCGCUCACACCAUCGCGCGCGGAGGGCGACGUGAAGGGCCUUCGGAGAGGAAUGAACGCGCUCGCGACGAUGAACGGAGCCCGCGCGAUGGCUCCGAGCGGCGCGGUCGCUCGAGCCCGCGCGCCCGAUACCCGCGCGACCGCGUCGCGCGUGUACGCCCGGCGGGUGGGCACGUCUCGAGGAACUCUCCUCGCGAAAGUCCCGUCGCGACUCGGGCGUCCGCACAGCUGGCGUCCCCAACUCCCGCCGAAACGAAGACGAGCGAUCACGCGCGCGGCCGACGAUCCCGAGCGGCGCCGCCCCGGGUUCAACAAGAAGCGCCUCGCGUCGCCCAAGUUCAGCGAGGAGGCGCAGACCUGGGCGCUGCUCGGCGGGAUCGCAACCUCCCUCACCGCCAUCGUCGCCGUCGUCGUCGCCGCCAACAACGAGGCGGCGUACUUCGGCUCGCCCGACGAUUUCUCGUACAUGGGCGACGACUUCACCGGCGGCCCGUCCCUCGACGUCAGCCCGGGGAACGUCGCCGCGGCGGCGAUAUGGAGCUUCGGGCUCUUCUUCAAGUCCCCGCUGCAGAUCCUGCUGGUGUUUUUGGGAAGGACAGACACGGAGCGCCCGAGCGAUUGGCUCCUGCGCAAGUCUUCGGGGGUGACCGAGGAAACGCGCACGUGGGAGGAGGCGUCCGCGCCGCAAAAGGCGGCGCUCAUCGCCUUCUUCACCGUCUGCGGCUGCGGCGUCGUCUCCGGCAUCGACGCGCUCUUCGCCGGGGAGGAGACGUGGGCGCUCUCCGCGGGACUCGGGUUCACGAUGCUGGCCUUCGUCGCGGAGCUCGGGUCCCCGAGGCGGUACAGCAGGGCGGAGCUGGACGUGCUCGAGGCGCAGUACGACGACUUCGUGGCGUUCGCGGACGAGGCGCUGGAGCGGCGCGGGAGGUGCCACGGGAGCGAGGUGGAGCGAGCGUUUCGGAGGAGGUUCGGCAAGUACACCGAGGCGGUGCUCAGCGACAGGGAUCUUCGGACGAUGAUCCUCAACUGGCACCCCAACGCGGAGCGGACGUCAUCGGGGUACUACAAGAACCUCAGCGUCAAGGAGGGGGUGGACAGGCGGAACCCGGUGACGGUGAAGGAUCUGGGGCUGUGA